Seminavis robusta is the source of this 2371-nucleotide messenger RNA. The record is from the annotation of a GenBank genome assembly. Lineage: Eukaryota; Bacillariophyta; Bacillariophyceae; Naviculales; Naviculaceae.
CCAAGCUCACAAAUGAUUCAACUUGACCUAGACUUCUACUAGCUACCGUACCGGUAGAGGCUACACGAUUCUUCGUCGAACAAAAGAAAACUGGAGCAUAGUCGUGAACUUGACGUAGACUUUACACUUGCUAGACCGUACCGGUAACGGCUACUCGAGUACGCGAUUCGACCAAAAAAACGAAGCCCGAUCGCUUACUGUAUAGGGAGACCUGGAUGCUACAGCAUGUAGCUAUCUAGUGCGAGACGCGGAUAUGGCUCUUUCCUUGUAUCAUAUGGCUCUCCCGGCAGUUGCGGUUCGAUAUCGCCCCCUAAACCGGAGCGGACGUGUUCCUGUAUACCAUGGUACUAGCUAGUAGUGUUCCUGUAUAGGUCGCACCACAAGGAUCGCGACCUGCAAUUUUCUUCCACCGUAGACUCUAGAGGGCGUUGGGGGUGGAUUACCCCCAUGCAAUAGCCUGGCACGGUGCUCUCAUUAUAUUCACAACAGGGCAGCCAAUACGGAUACCCCAGCGAGCCAACGAGCAUAGUAUUAAAAUAGUACAGUACCGUGCAACGACCAUGACUUCGAAGAAUGGUGGAUCUACCGGUACAAGUACACUCCUUGAAGAAAAGGAGAUUGAGUACUCCAUUCAAGAUGUGGAACAGCACAACACGGUGCAUGACUUUUGGACUGUGGUGGAUGGUGUGGUGUACGAUUUGACGGGAAUGCAUCACCCUGGCGGUUCCAUCAUUAUGGGUGCUGCGGGGGCUGAUUGCUCGGUUCUCUUUCAUACCUAUCACCUUAUGGGGCCGGAAAAAGCCCAAGCGGUCUUGCAACGACGUAAGAUUGGCGUGUUGAAGGGAGGCGCCCGCAUCGAAAUGGGCGACUUUUAUCGCGCCUGCGCCAAACAAGUUCGUGAAACACUCAAGGACAAACCCCGUCGUCCAGCAGCUGCCAAGUUUCUCUUUUUCCUCGAUAUGGCCAUCAAGAUGAGUCUCGUCGUGGCAGCCUUUUUCCUCAAUCCCGCCACGACGCCCCUUUGGCUGUUGAUUGUCAUUCAUCUCGCAAUCCCUCAAAUGAACUUUAUGCGUGUAGGAGGACAGUGCCACGCCAAUGGUCACAUGCAACUCUUCAAGUCCGAUAAGUCUACUUCAUGGGCAGAGUUCUUGGGACUCUGCAUGGGUGGUCUCCCAAGCUGGGCUUUGCCAAACCCCAGCAAAAACCAAUACAAGAAGAUCAACAAACCCCUCAGUGUCUCCCGAGAUGAAUACAAGUACGGACACAUUGGUCGUUUGGGUGAGCAUGCCAUCAUCCACCACACCCAGGGCGGAGAAAUCCAACAUGAUACCGAUUUCUUAACCAUCUCCUUCAUGAAACUCUUGCGCUUGUCGGAGGCUCAGCCAUUUCGUCUUUGGCAUUCCAUACAGGCAAACUUUUGGGUUCGCGUCCUCUAUGAUACCCUUGGGGAAGUGGUUGAAUCCACUUUGAUAGCCACCAGCUGCUUUCGACUUGUCUACAUUGUUCGACGGCUGCUCCCCCAGGGUGAAUACCGACGGGCCCUUGGCCUUGUGUGUGCCAUUCUUACGAGCAUCCCAGCCAGCUGGUGCUACUUGGCAUUUCCCUGCAGUUCCCACCCACAUGCCAUCAACAUCUUUCUGGCCAUUGCCGUUUGCAAGGAAUACUUCGGAUUUUUGGGCAGUCAUGCGUUUUUUGCCCAACACAAGUGGAACUAUUUUGCUACAGAAUCAAUGAUCAACAAAGAUUGGGGGCGGCACAAUGCCCAAUCUUGUUCCUCUUGGUGGCCCCAAGGAAUGGAUUUGGUCAUGCUCCCUGUUUUGUGGGGCAAUCCAAAAGGCUGCACCCCAGCUACCUUGUCCUUUCAUCUGGAGCAUACUCUUUUCCCCGGGGUUUGCUAUUUGUACUACCCUGAGAUUGCUCCUGUGGUCCGUCAAGUCUGCCAAGAAUAUGGAGUCCAGUACAAUGGUUUGUAUUCCAUGGCUGACGUCGUCAAGGCCCGUCUUGACAUGUUGGAGCACUACAGUACAGUGGCCCCGAAGACCAAGACGCCGUAGCUACUAGCUAGAUAGAUGCACCAAGAGUGAUUGAAUCAUUCAGUUCUGAAGAGAGUGGAAGAGAUACAUGCAAUGGAAACUGCAGCUGUGAGACUUACAUGUAUUGCUGUUUGUUAUCUGAGAGAUCCGAGAGUGCCGCUUGUUUGGAUAUGGUGGUACAUGUACAGUACGGACGCAUUGAAAGGUAUGGGUAAUGAGAAAUUCAAAGUUGACCUAGCCAUUAUUUCUUUCUGUUAUCUGUUUGAGAUGAGUGUUAAACCUAUAGUUGCCAUUUGAAAGUAGAGCAUUAACAGAUAAUACGGACCAUAUACCCACAA